GCAAAAAAGGACACUGGGGAGGGGACUGAUCAGCAAACUGUCAAACUCGGUCGCAAACUGUUUCAACCCCUGACAUUGCACUGUGUAUUUAGGAGACUGCUUGGUGACACAGCAGCUCGAUCUAUAUCUGCCAUGGACGCCGAAGCCCUACCUGCUGCAGGCCAAGAAGAUCAGAAGAAAGAGCCUCUAAGGAUCGUGCUUCUUGGGAAGAGUGGAGCCGGCAAGAGCUCAAGUGGGAACACCAUCCUCGGGAGACAUGAGUUUAAAUCAGACAUGAGGGUGGUGAGAGUCACUCUACACUGUGAAAAGGGGGACGGGACUGUGAAGGAUGUGCCCGUGGAUGAGAAUGGGAAAGUUGAGGAUGUUCCUGUCUCUGUUAUUGACACACCCGGCUUUUUUGAGCUAGAUCGUAAGGAGGAAAUAAUGCGAGAGAUUCUCAAGCGUGUCAAACUCCAGGAGCCAGGACCUCACGCCUUCGUGUUUGUAGUCCCUGUAGGACGGAUGACCCAGGAGGAUCGAGAUACCCAGACGCUGAUCGAGGCAAAGUUUGGCCCUAGAGUUUGGGACCACACCGUCGUGCUGUUCACCCAUGGGGAUCGAUUGGAGGGGAAAACAAUAAGAGACGUUGUUGCCGAGAGCGACGACAAGUUCCGCAACUUCAUACGCAAGUGCAGCGGCGGCUUCUGCGUCUUCAACAACAACAAACCCGAGGAGCAGACCCAGGUGACAAGACUCAUAGAAAAGAUUCAGACCCUGGUAGCCCUGAAUGGAGGGGGGCAUUACCACAACGACCUGUAUCCUGAAGAAGAGAGGAAGAUCAGGAAGAGACAGGAGGACAUCCUGGCAGAGAGAGAUGAUGAGAUCAGGUGCAAGGAGAGACAGCUGGAGGAGCAUCACAAGGACAAAGAGCUGGAGAUAAAGAAGAGGGCGCUGUGGAGGAAAGAAGAGGAAAAUGCAAGGCUGGCUGCAGAGAAGCAGAGAAAGAGGAUCCCCGACAAUUGGAACAUUCUAAUUCGCACAUUAUGUGUAUUAGUAAUAGUAAUAGCAAUCAUUUUAUGUUUUUAUCAUCCAGAAGAAGAGUCAACCUCAAAUGCAGAAUUUCCAAAUCCUGAUGCUCUACGUGGAAAUUUUUGGUUUGCGCAACACAAUAGAUCUUUGUUUGCCAUGAACUCUGGAAGCAUGACCGAUGCAGAGCAAGAGGAGGAUCCAAAACAAGAGCCUUUGAGGAUCAUGCUUUUUGGGAAAGGCGGGGUUGGCAAGAGCUGCAGUGGGAACACCAUCCUCGGGAGAUAUGAGUUCAAAUCAGACAUGAGGGUGGUGAGAGUCACUCCACACUGUGAAAAGGGGGAAGGGAUUGUCAAGGACAUGCUUGUGGAUGAGGCUGGGACAGUUGAGGAUGUUCCUGUCGCAAUCAUUGACACCCCUGGCCUGUUUGAAAAAGACAGCAAGCGGGAAGAAAUUGUGCAAAAGAUUCUGAAGUGUGUCAAACUCCAGGAGCCAGGACCUCACGCCUUCGUGCUUGUUGUCCCUGUAGGUCGGAUGACCCAGGAGGAUCAAAACACCCAGGCUAUGAUCGAAGCAAUGUUUGGCCCUAGAGUUUGGGACUACACCAUCGUGCUGUUCACCCAUGGGGAUCGAUUGGAGGGGAAAACAAUAAACGACGUUGUUGCAGAGAGCGACGAAAACCUCCGAAACUUCAUACGCAAGUGCAGCGGCGGCUUCCACGUCUUCAACAACAAGAAACCCGAGGAUCAGACCCAGGUGACAAGACUCAUCGAAAAGAUUCAGACCCUGGUAGCCCUGAAUGGAGGGGGGCAUUACCACAACGACCUGUAUCCUGAAGAAGAGAGGAAGAUCAGGAAGAGACAGGAGGCCAUCCUGGCAGAGAGAGAAGCUGAGAUCAGGCGCAAGGAGAGAGAGCUGGAGGAGCAUCACAAGGACAAAGAGCUGGAGAUGAAGAAGAGGGCGCUGUGGAGGAAAGAAGAGGACAAUUCAAGGCUGGCUGCAGAGAAGGAGACCAAGAGGGAGUCCAACAUAAAGAUCAUUUUGAGCUCCAUCCUGGUGUUACUUCUGAGUGGUUGGGCUCUCCAAGCACCAAACAUGUGGCCAUUGGCUGUAUUAGCUAUUUUGAUUUGGUGCGUCUUUAAUGGCUUACCAUUUCAUUCAGAAAAAAUACCAUGGCUUUCCAAGAAAAAAAUAUAGUUGAGAUAUCAAUGCACCGUUAGUAAUCAGUCAUGCCGUGUAUUACUGAAGUCUAGAACAGAUCUUCAACAACAUUAAUGUAAGAAAUGCACCAGCCUGAAAAACGUUUUUUGUCAUCAUGAACUCAAUGCAAAUGAUCAUGAUUAAAAUCAUAUGAACUGUUCACUUCUGUAAACCUCAAUGACUGGGCUGUUUUUAUGACAAGCUUUACAAUUGAGUGCAUUACUUUGUAAGACCAGUAAAAUUAAUAAAAAACAUUCUUCUUCAACUUUCAAUUUAUAAGGUGUUGUCUGACUGGUUUAGAAAGCAAUGAAGGCUGAGUUACAUGACAUCACCAUCCUCAUUCACGCACAGUCUGCUCCGGUCCCUCCUCAGCGGACCAAACAUUUGGAUGAUGACCACUUGAUUUGUGUGAGAAAGACUACUGUAAACUUGUAUAACAUUCAGCUGAACUCGAUUAUUUUCACAGACAGACUGCAGAUUAAACCCAACAUUUAAUGAAGGUGAGGGGGCGGCAAUAGCUCUGUCUGUAGGAACCUGAGAUCAGAACCAAUGAACAAUUCAAGGCUGGCUGCAGAGAAAGAGACCAAGAGGAAGUCCAACAUAAGGAUCAUUUUGAGCUCCAUCCUGGUGUUACUUCUGAGUGGUUGGGCUCUCCAAGCACCAAACAUGUGGCCAUUGGCUGUAUUAGCUAUUUUGAUUUGGUGCGUCUUUAAUGGCUUACCAUUUAAUUCAGAAGAAAUACCAUGGCUUUCCAAGAAAUUAAUAUAGUUGAGAUAUCAAUGCACCGUUAGUAAUCAGUCAUGCCGUGUAUUACUGAAGUCUAGAACAGAUCUUCAACAUUAAUGCAAGAAAUGCAGAAUAAAAGCACAGAAAACACGAGUAGAUUUUAUUUUAUGACUUUUGUUUCUUAUGAUUAAGAAUUAAUUAUUUAAUUAAUAAUUAAUAAUGAAUAAACAUUUAAAUGUGCGUGUAAGAUAGCCUAUAUGACGUAUAAUGCACUGUUAUAAUCAGUCAGUCUUGUCUAUUAAUAAGUUACAUAAAGAAUGAUUUAUUAUCCUUUAAGUUUUUGGUGAUGUUUGAUAUUGUGACUUUAUAUAUGAUGAGAAAUAAAGAAUGAAAGAAG
Molecule: messenger RNA, 3328 nt
Organism: Labrus bergylta (ballan wrasse)
Lineage: Eukaryota; Metazoa; Chordata; Actinopteri; Labriformes; Labridae
Product: GTPase IMAP family member 7
Molecular function (GO): GTP binding
Source: RefSeq, a predicted model, not a curated record